GGAGGACAGGCGGUGUCCUCUCAGUCUGUCAGGAAACGAAACUGAGACACAAGACUUCUCUCCAGCUGAUAUUGCUGCUUCUUCACUGAGAGAAAACGUUCAUCCAGAAAUGGCCUCAGCCAACAUCUCCGCAUCUGACGACCAGUUUUUGUGUUCGAUCUGUCUGAGUGUUUUCACUGAACCCGUCUCCACUCCCUGCGGACACAACUACUGCAAGAGCUGCAUCGUGGACUUCUGGACCCUCAGCGACGUCCACCAGUGUCCGCUGUGCAAGGAGAAUUGUCGCACAGCCCCUGAGCUGCAAGUCAACACCGAAUUCAGAGACAUGUUGGAGCUUUUCAAGAGGACAAGGGUUGCAGGUGAGGACGGGGGUUCCUGUGCCAGUCCUGAGGAGGUGCCAUGUGACCUCUGCCAUGGUGUGAAGCGUAAGGCCCUGAAAUCCUGCCUGGUUUGUUUGGCCUCUUACUGCCACAUUCACAUGAAACCACAUCACACGGUUCAGGCCUUAAAGUGGCACGAGCUGAUCAACCCUGUGGUGACCCUGGAGGACAGGGUGUGCCAGAAACACAACAAGGUGAAAGAGUUUUUCUGCAGGAGAGAUGGAAGCUGUGUUUGCGUGGUGUGCUUGAGGGACGACCACGUGACGCACACAGCCGUCUCUUUGGAGGAAGAGAUGAAGGAGAGGAAAACCCAGCUGACACACAUGAAAAGGAGCGUCAAGCACACUCUGAACCGGAAGUGCAUCUUGGCUAAGAAGAUUGAAAAUGCGAUGAUGCUGGGUCGGCAGGAAGUGGACAGAACGAAAGCAGAAACUGCCGAGGCCUUCGCCGCUCUGGCGGCCAUGAUCGAGACCAAAAAGGUGAAGCUGAUCGAGCUGUUGGAGGAGAAGCAGAAAGCGGCCGAGCAGCAGGCCGAAGCACUCCUGAGACAACUGCAGCUGGAGAUUUUCGAGAACGAUCGGACCAGAACCAAGCUGGAAGAGCUCUCAAAGACCGAGGACGACUUCAGACUCCUCCAGGACCUCCCGUCCGUCCCCUCCUCUUCAAACACAAAACAGUGUUUUACAGCCAGAGUCCAACCUCUCCUGCAGGUGGAGACAGUGAGGAGCGCGUUGGCCAAGCUGGAGGAGAUGCUCAACCAACAGAUGGAGGAUAUUACCAGAGAAGUCAAUCAAGCAGAUCAAGAGAAGACACUCCAGGGACUGAUGCCUGAUGAUGAGCUUGGGAAAAUCCAGAAGGAAUAUGCAAUAAAUGUUACUCUGGACCCCAACACAGCACACCCAUCCCUCAUCCUCUCAGAGGACAGGAAACAAGUGAGGGACGGAGGCGCAAAGAGGAACGUCCCUGACAACCCCGCAAGGUUUGACAACCUCCAUUUUGUCCUGGGAAAUGAGGGCUUUUCCACCGGCAAGUUCUACUAUGAAGUUACGCUUAAAGGGCAAACAGGAUGGGAAGUCGGGGUGGCAAGAGAGUCCAUCAGCAAGAAGGGUGUCAAUCUGUGUCUCAGCCCUGAAAACGGAUGCUGGACAUUGGGGUCGUAUUGGGGACGUUGCCAGGCCAACACAAACCCUCCAGUCAUCCUGUCCUUGUCUCAGCAGCCCCAGAAGGUUGGAGUGUUUGUGGAUUAUGAAGGAGGGCUGGUUUCUUUCUACAACGUGGAUACCCGGGAUCUGAUCUACGCCUUUACGGGAUGUGUCUUUGCAGGAAGUGUACCGUUUCUGAGAAAUUUACUAGCGUUCAGUGUUUACUCAGCAAAGACCAGGAUCUACCCUUUAUUCCGGCCAAGCUGUGAGGAGGGGAGUGACUCUGCUCCUCUGCAGAUCACUCCUGUCUGAUGCACCAAAGGGAAGAAUAGUGAUCCAGUAAGGCAGUGCCUAUUUUAGAGGGAUUUUUUGGCUUUUAUGUGUUUUUCUUAUACUUGUGGGUAAAUUUCAGUGCAGAUUCAGAUGCCUUGUAUAGCUGUCACUAUUAUACUACAGUCACAUCUGGAGAUAAUGUUUAAGAUUCGUGUGAAACAGACGUAUACACCAAAAAAAUCUCAUUGGUAUAUAACAGACACAUGAUAGUGUGUACAUUAAUGUUCUAUUAUUGUUAUUAUGCUAAUGUUCUACAUAUGGUUGUUGCUUAUGAUUAAUUACUUUAUCACAUAUUCAGAACCCAUCAGACUCUGCGUGCAAGCUUUGGGGCAAAGUUAUUGUCGUGUCUUGCCAAAUGUACAGUCAGAGUCGGACUCUGCUGCGCCACCUAGUGGAGCGCACAGUUAAUAGUUGGUCAUAUGCACAGUUGAAUGUUUGUGUUGAAACUGAUAUUAUGUUGGACUAAUAGAGGACUGAAGAAAUGGAGUUCAGGAGGAGAUGAGAAGUGAAGCUCUCUACGUCAUGUCUACCUGACUGUAUGUCUCAUUCAUGUUCAGGUAUGAUGUUACUUGACAUUCCCUUUGGUUCUUUGGAUUCAUUGUCUUGUUUCUUGAUUUUUACAUGUUUAAUCAAUAUAGAAAGAAAAGUUGCAGCCCAUCUAAUUACAUUUUGAAAGUUUUCACCAGAAAUGAGCCAUUCUGUCUGCUGGUGCCAUGGGAACAUUUAUAUUCAUGUUAGUACACCGCCCUCUGCUGGUCAAGGCAUGUAACGACAUCUUUGUUUAUUUUGAAAUGGGUGCCGUUACGUCCCGUGGCCACUGGAGGACGCUGCAGAAAUAAUUAUAAACGCUUUGAUUCAAUGAAAGUAAAGUGGAAAACAGGACGGUGGUGUUCUGAGCUGGUGUUUUGAUAUGUAACACGUGUUCCCUCAUGUAUGCUGUUGUUUUUAUCUUUACAUGUGGUUGGAGUGUAAUUACAAGACUGUUUAUUUUGAAAUCUGAUCGGCAUUUGAAGGUUCAAUUCAGUGAAGGAUCUUGUAAAUAAAGUUUAUUAUUUGUACAAAAGAAAAAAAAUGCACACUGUGAUUUCUCACUUCGAUGAGAUGUGGCUGUAGGG
Chelmon rostratus (copperband butterflyfish) is the source of this 2970-nucleotide messenger RNA. Its product is annotated as nuclear factor 7, ovary-like. The record is from RefSeq and is a predicted model, not a curated record. Lineage: Eukaryota; Metazoa; Chordata; Actinopteri; Chaetodontiformes; Chaetodontidae. The transcript has 2 exons. Gene Ontology annotation, molecular function: protein binding; zinc ion binding. The coding region runs from base 110 to 1834 and encodes 574 amino acids.